This is a messenger RNA of Funneliformis geosporum, 1599 nucleotides long. NCBI's taxonomy places the organism in Eukaryota, Fungi, Glomeromycota, Glomeromycetes, Glomerales, Glomeraceae. The record is from the annotation of a GenBank genome assembly.
AUGAUUAAGAACCUAGAAGAAUUAUUAGGAAAGGAAAAUAUUGAAAAAAUUGAAGAAAAGGAUUGGAAACCAGUUUAUAUAGAGGAAGGAAGUUAUGUUCUUAUCAAUUUUAGUUCUCCGCGAGAAAAAAUUAAACAACUUGAAAAAGAACUAAUAAAAUUAAAAUCUUCGAGAAAAAUGCUGAAUAAAGUUAAAUUAACUGGUAAAGUAAUAUCACUAAAAAUAAAAGAAAGAAUAGAGGAUAAGGAGUUAAAGAUUUAUUUUAGUUUGGAGGUUCCUAACCCUAACAAUGCCACAACUAUUUUACGUUGUGUUUCCCAAGGAGAAAUUGCCGAAAGGAUAGAAAAAGAACUCCAAAAAGAGGAUAUAAUUGAAGUUCGUGGUUAUUUACGCAACGAAAGAAAUUAUUCAACUGUCUCCGAUGGAGAAAAAAACCGACAAAUAUUAACUAAAAUAACUGAUUUUGUUAAAUUAGAUAUCAAAUUUGAGGAAAUUGAUAAGAAAAAUUCCAACCAAGUGCGAUUAAUUGGAAAAAUAAUUACCGAUUUCAAAGACCCCGACGAAAAAAGAAAUCCAGAAUUGUUAACCUUUAAAAUUGAAGUUCCACGGGAAAGAAAUCCCUCUCCGUUGUUCUUUUGUCGUGCCCAAGGAGAAUUAGUGGCUGAUUUUAACCAGCAUUUAAGCAAAGGAGAUAUUAUUUUCCUUGAAGGAUUUUUACAAGCCAAAAAAAUAUAUAUUGAUUACAAAGAUACUGACACUUUACGUAAAUUCAUUAAUCGACAAGGAAGAAUUGUUCGCCGCACUUACACCCAAUUAACUACUAAAACCCAACGACAAGUAACUAAAAGUAUCAAAAGGGCUCGGCAAAUGGCUCUCUUGCCUUAUUCAAUAGUCGAACAAAGCGAACCAAUUUAUACUAGUUCCCGCGGGCAAAGUUCGGGACACACCAAAGGUGUUUAUGGUGGGAAAAGUUUUUUUGGAAGUUCGCAAGUCGGAGCCUACGGAGGGCAUUAUAGCGGUAGUAAUUCCUCCGAAAGAGGAAUAUUGUUGGCUGUUAUUGCGGCAGUUUCAAGUAGUUUAAAAAUUCCGGCUAUCGCUCCCAUAAUUUUAGUAACAAUUAUUUCUCUAACCGGACUUAUAGGCACUCUUUUUCCUACUUGGGGUAAGAAGUUUGAAGUAAAAGAGUUUGCCAAAGGAUUUGUGCUUAACUAUUUCUUGCAUCCUAAGAAUAAGAAAAAAGAAGUUUUGUUAGCCAAUCAAAAAAAUUUGGAGUGGUUAAAAGAGCAAAAAAUAAAGUUAGAGCAAGAAGAAUUAUUGUUAGAACAAAAAUCCCAAGAAUUAUAUCAGCGAAUUAACAAUUUUUCCCUUUCGUUUGACCUAAAAAAGAACGAAAAAGGCAACCCAUUUGGUUCAGUUAGUUCAAAAGAGAUUUUGCAGGAAUUAGAAAAGCAUAAUUUUAAGUUAGAGAAAAAUCAGUUAUCAGAUUUUCGCCCUUUUCAUGAAUUAGGAGAAAAGGUUGUUAAAAUAGAAAAUUAUAUGAAUAAAACCGAAACUGCUAAACUUAACAAUUUUGAGAUUAAAAAACAAAUGGAUAAAUGA